AUGGACUAUAUGACAGAUUUUCUGAAGACGACGAGGAGGAGUGAUUCAAUAUGGGUUAUUAUCGACAGAAUGACUAAAUUGACUCAUUUCAUUCUAAUAAAGAUCAGUUACACGUUGCAAAAGCUAGCAGAGGUUUACAUCAAUGAGAUUAUGAAACUGCACUGUAUUCCUUCGAGUAUUGUAUCAGAUACAGAUCUGAGGUUCACGUCAAGAUUUUGGCAAAGUUUGCAGGAAGAUUUGGGAACUAAGUUGAGAUUAAGUUUUGCUUAUCAUCCGCAGACUGAAGAGAUUAUUCAACAGACUAGUGAGAAGAUCGGGAUGAUUCAAGAGAAUUUGGAAGCUUCACAAACUCGACAGAAGAGUUAUAGUGAUAAGCGAAGGAAGGAACUUGAGUUCCAAGAGGGAGAUCGUGUGUUUUUUAGAGUUACUCCGUUCGAUGAAGUGCAAUUUAGAGAGAACUUAACUGUUAAGGGACUAUCUUUGCAGAUCGAGAACCGCGAAGUGAAGCACUUGAGAGGCAAGGAGAUUGCUUCGGUGAAGGUAAGGUGGGGAGGACCUGUUGAUGGGAGUGUGACAUGGGAGCUCGAUAGUCAGAUGAAAGAGUCUUAUCCAGAGCUUUUUCAUUUAGAGAAUAUGGAAUUCAUGAGAUUUGGAUGGAGACUGUGA
Messenger RNA from Lathyrus oleraceus (garden pea), 666 nucleotides. RefSeq lists its product as uncharacterized. Gene Ontology annotation, molecular function: nucleic acid binding. The record is from RefSeq and is a predicted model, not a curated record. Gene Ontology annotation, biological process: DNA integration. The coding region runs from base 1 to 666 and encodes 221 amino acids. NCBI's taxonomy places the organism in Eukaryota, Viridiplantae, Streptophyta, Magnoliopsida, Fabales, Fabaceae. The transcript has 4 exons.